This is a messenger RNA of Zootoca vivipara (common lizard), 4180 nucleotides long. Lineage: Eukaryota; Metazoa; Chordata; Lepidosauria; Squamata; Lacertidae. The record is from RefSeq and is a predicted model, not a curated record.
GGCCGCCAUUCACAUUCCCGGAAGAGGAGCAGGUCUGCAGAGGAGGAAGAAAAAGAGAAAACAAAUAGGAUUUUCUCUCCCCCUACCCCCGUCGAAAAAAGAAAGUGGAGAAGGCAGUCAAAAUUCUGGUGGGCCAUGUCCAAUGGAAAUAACGAAGAAACCAUUUAAAUACAUGGAGUGUGAAAAGAGAGAGGAUAAACAAUUUGAAAGCAUGGAGUGUGGAAAGAGCUUCACUGACAGUGGAAAACUUAGAAAACAUCAAUGGACUCACACGGGGGAUAAACAAUUUAAAUGCAUGGAGUGUGGAAAGAGCUUCAAUCAGAGUGGACACCUUAGAAUACAUCAACGGACUCACACGGGGGAGAAACCAUUUAAAUGUAUGGAGUGUGGAAAGAGCUUCAGUCAGAGUGGACACCUUAGAAUACAUCAACGGAGUCACACGGGGGAGAAACCAUUUAAAUGUAUGGUGUGUGGAAAGAGCUUCAGUGAGAGUGGAAAACUUAGAAUUCAUCAACGGAGUCACACGGGGGAGAAACCAUUUGAAUGCAUGGAGUGUGGAAAGAGCUUCACUCACAGUGGAACACUUAGAAAACAUCAAUGGACUCACACGGGGGACAAACCAUUUAAAUGCAUGGAGUGUGGAAAGAGCUUCAAUCAGAGUGGAAACCUUAGAAUACAUCAACGGACUCACACGGGGGAGAAACCAUUUCAAUGCAUGGAGUGUGGAAAGAGCUUCACUGAAAGUGGAAAACUUAGAAAACAUCAACGGACUCACACGGGGGAGAAACCAUUUGAAUGCAUGGAAUGUGGAAAGAGCUUCAGUGAGAGUGGAAAACUUAGAACUCAUCAACGGACUCACACUGGGGAGAAACCAUUUAAAUGUAUGGAGUGUGGAAAGAGCUUCAGUCAGAGUGGAACACUUAGAAAACAUCAACGGACUCACACCGGGGAGAAACCAUUUAAAUGUAUGGAGUGUGGAAAGUGCUUCACUGACAGUGGAACACUUAGAAUACAUCAACGGAGUCACACGGGGGAGAAACCAUUUCAAUGUAUGGAGUGUGGAAAGAGCUUCAGUGAGAGUGGAGCACUUAGAAUGCAUCAACGGACUCACACUGGGGAGAAACCAUUUAAAUGUAUGGAGUGUGGAAAGAGAUUCAGUAAGAGUGGAGCACUUAGAAUUCAUCAACGGAGUCACAUGGGGGAGAAACCAUUUAAAUGUAUGGAAUGUGGAAAGAGAUUCACUCAGAGUGGAGACCUUAGAAUUCAUCAAAGGACUCACACGGGGGAGAAACCAUUUAAAUGUAUGGAAUGUGGAAAGAACUUCAGUCAGAGUGGAUACCUUAGAAUUCAUCAACGCACUCAUACGGGGGAGAAACCAUUUAAAUGUAUGGAGUGUGGAAAGAGCUUCAGUCAGAGUGGACACCUUAGAAUACAUCAACGGAGUCACACGGGGGAGAAACCAUUUAAAUGCAUGGAGUGUGGAAAGAGCUUCAGUCAGAGUGGACACCUUAGAAUACAUCAACGGAGUCACACGGGGGAGAAACCAUUUAAAUGCAUGGAGUGUGGAAAGAGCUUCAGUUUGAGUUGGCACCUUAGAAUACAUCAACGGAGUCACACGGGGGAGAAAUCAUUUAAAUGCAUGGAGUAUGGAAAGAGCUUCAGUUUGAGUGGAACACUUAGAAUUCAUCAACGGAGUCACACGGGGGAGAAACCAUUUAAAUGUAUGGAGUGUGGAAAGAGCUUCAGUCAGAGUGGAAAGCUUAGAAUACAUCAACAGAGUCACACGGGGGAGAAACCAUUUAAAUGUAUGGAGUGUGGAAAGAAUUUCAGUCAGAGUGGAGACCUUAGAAAACAUCAACAGAGUCACACGGGGGAGAAACCAUUUAAAUGCAUGGAGUGUGGAACGAGCUUCAGACUCAGUGGAGACCUUAGAAAACAUCAACAGACUCACACAGGAGAGAGACCAUUUAAAAAGCGUGGAGUGUGGAACGAGCUUCAGUGAGAGUGGACCACUUAGAAAACAUCAACAGACUCACACGGGGGAGAAACCAUAUAAGUGCCAGGGAAGUGGACAGAGGUUCAGUUGAAGUCGAAGUCUUACAAACAAUCAAAAGACUCUGAGGGGUAAGAGCUGUAAUAGUGGAAACUCUACAAGCCAUGAAUUAACUCAAAGAUGAGAAAUGGUUUAAAUAGAAGGAUUGUAGAUUCUGCUUUGGUUAUUAUGGAACACUUUUUAGAGUGUAGAACCUCUUUCUCUCUGAGUUGACACUUUAUUUCACAUCAGUAACAGGAAAUCAGUCUUCAAUACAUGCAGCGUAUUUGAGUUUCUGGUCUUUGUAUGUAACAUUGUCUAGACAUGUUUUUAAAGUAAUGACGGUAACAUUUCACAAUAGUCAGCAUAAUAUAAUAUUUAAUGUACUUUUAGAUAAGGAGGGGAGUGUGUGAGUCUGGAGUGUUGCUUCUGAAUGAGGAUGGAUUGAGAGUGAGCUGGUUUUGGUGUUUGGUGGGGGGAGUUGGAAAUGUUUGUAUCUGGGAAUGGAGAGUUGCACAAAGUGGAGCUGAGAUUGGUGGUGUUGCUUUGGAAGCAGAGUUAGAUUAAUAUUAUAGGAACAGCAACAUAACUCCCACUGUUAUAAUUGCAAUAAUGGAACCAUGAAGACACAGAAAGAUGGUAAGCACAUUCUUAUAUGCCCAAGGUAAUCUUGAAACCCUUAUCUAUUCUCUUGAUUUAUAGAUAUAUUGUGUAUAUAUAUUGUGUGUGUAUAUACACACACACACACACACACUAGCUGACCCGGCCAUGCGUUGCUGUGGUUCUUUCCUGUGAUUUCCCCCCCCCCAACCCUGUCCCGAUCCAUGACGUAUCCUGCCCCUCCUCCCUCCACCCUGGCUCAUCCCUGUGUUUCGGUAGGAUACCCUGUUGUAUAUAUGUAUACCCUGUUUCUCAUAUUUUAAGACAUACCCAUAAAAUAAGCCAUAGCAGGAUUUUUAAGCAUUCAAGGAAUAUAAGCCAUACCCCAAAAAUAAGACAUAGUGAUAGGCGCAGCAGCAAUGCCGGCCGCGGCAGGAGGAGGAGGAAAAAAACAAGACAUCCCUUGAAAAUAAGCCAUAGUGUGUUUUUUUGAGGAAAAAAUAAAUAUAAGACGUGUCUUAUAAUAUGAGAAACACGGUAUAUAUAGUUUAUAGAUACAGUGGUGCCUCGACUUACGAAGGUAAUCCAUUCCGACGGCACCUUCAUAAGUUGAAAAAUGUGUAAGUCGAAGAAAGCCGCUUCCAAGGUAAUCUUGACACCUUCAUCUAUUCUUUUGAUUUAUAGAUAGAUUUUAUAUAUAUAUAUAUUUGGUGGCAGGAGAAAUAAAAGGGGUGUUUAGUGGCAUAACGAGGAAAGGCUCUGUUCCUUGCUGCACAUCUUGCAUGAAGAGGGAAGGGGGCACAGGGAAUAAGGGACCGUACCAGAGCAUCUCAAAACAAUGUGUGGGGAGGGGGGGCACAGUGACACAAGAGUGUGUAGAAUGGUAUCCCCAAAAUGACACAGGGGAGAAACAAAAUGGAUGAGUAUAUUGUGGAAGGAGGUUCAGGCAGGUCCCAAACUGAGAGUGCUAGGGGUCAAUUUCCUCCAUAUCCACCAGUUGCCUCAAGGCAGGAGCCACCUCUGGGCACUUAGGGUGGAAAGCCUCCCUCCACCUUUGAAACGGGACAUGCUCCUAGGGCAGUGAUGGUGAACCUUUUAGAGACUGAGUACCCAAACUGCAACGUAAAACCCAAAGUGCCUACACAGCAAUUCUACCUGUAUACCUAUUUUUUUCCUGUUUGUUUCACAUUUCUUCUUUAUGUACUGUUGUAAUAAAUAAUCUAUAUACCGGUAUAUAAAAAUGUAAAAUGUCAAUGUUUGCGUGCAUCCACUUUUCUCCGAAACUGCUUGACCGACUGCAUUGAAAUUUGGAGACAACGUUCCAUACCAAUAAGCGAGUGUUUGCAUAAACUUAGAUUAUAUAGAUGUCACACCUGUCACAGGUAAAAACAUGUUUUUUUGGUUAAAAAAACAUAGCACCCUCCAGUGGACGUCAAAUGAACAGAUAUUGCUAUCCUUUGGUGUAGCAAUAGCCCCAUCUGUUGGACGUCAAAGGAAAACAUUCUAUAGAACCCCAGGAUUCCUCACAGAACCGGGGGGGGGGGGAGG